Messenger RNA from Mercenaria mercenaria, 1741 nucleotides. RefSeq names its product carbohydrate sulfotransferase 1-like. NCBI's taxonomy places the organism in Eukaryota, Metazoa, Mollusca, Bivalvia, Venerida, Veneridae. Gene Ontology annotation, molecular function: N-acetylglucosamine 6-O-sulfotransferase activity. Gene Ontology annotation, biological process: sulfur compound metabolic process; N-acetylglucosamine metabolic process. The transcript has 5 exons. The coding region runs from base 192 to 1337 and encodes 381 amino acids. The record is from RefSeq and is a predicted model, not a curated record.
CUUAAUUUACAGGGGUUUCAAAAUCCUUACCGUGGUAUGGAACCCGCAUCGCCCGACUCAAAAGUUGACAAAAUGUCCGUGCCUACCUAACAGGCUUAAAUAGUUUAAGCUGUACUAAGAAGCGCGAGGUAAAUAAAAAGUUAAGUUUCACCUUGUUUGGUCGUGUGGUAUAUUAUGAUGACGUCGCUGAUAUGGGUGGUGAUGACAACCCCUUGCUACAAGAAAUGAACCAACAGCAAAUACAUCGCAAGAUGCGGAACCGUGCAUUUCUAAGAAUCUUGGUCAGUUCUGUCGUCUGCUACACCUGUUUUGGUUUCGUCAUGUGGAAUUGGCCAGCCCCAGUGGUUUCCGUUAAUAGAAGCAAGGAACAGUCUGUCCACAGAAACAAAGACUCAGCAUUCACUCCUGUUGUUAUUGUUGCGUACAUGCGCAGUGGCUCCUCAUUAACCGGAAACCUUAUCCAGCAAGACCCGGAUGUAUUCUACGUGUUUGAGCCACUACAUGGUCUGGUCCGUGGAUACCAAAAGGAAAUGUUGAAACAAUUUCCUGAAUUUCCGCUCCUAGCUGAACGUCCAUUAAUGGUUGUAAGAGAAGAAGUUGAAGACUUGUAUCGAGCCUGGUUCACCUGUGAUAUGGACUAUAUAAUAUCUGAAACAUAUCGAUAUCAUAUUUCAUUUUUCAAGCUAGGUUAUAAAACGCAGUUGUUAUUAAAGUGUUUAGAAAAUGCGUCAGAGAUAGUCUAUCACGCUAACAAAAUGCCAUGUACCGACUACCUGCGGAAGCUUUGCUUAGAAUCAAGACACAGAGUAUUGAAAACUAUUCGAACACCACUAAGCUGGUUUCACGGUCUUAUGGGGGAAUUUCCCAAUAUGAAAAUAAUACAUUUAGUACGAGAUCCACGUGCAAUUUUGACAUCGCAGCGUAGGUUUGGAGAAUGUGCACGUGGCAAGCAUGGAGGUUUAGCUGGUUGUACUAAAUUUGUGUGUUCUAGUUUAGAAGAUGAUUUGACAACGUUUGAAAUGUUUUCAAAACUCUUUCCAAAUCGAAUUUUUAGACUGAAGUAUGAAGAUGUAGCACUUAAGCCAAUAGCAAAAACAAAGGAAUUGUAUCACUUUUUAAAUUUGAAAUAUACAGAUGCAACUGAAAAGUAUGUAGAAAACAUCACAAUGUCCGGAAAUAAUAAGAGUUUUGUACUGGAUACAGUGGUGCCCAAUUCAAUAGAUAUGAUUGAUAAAUGGCGAACUAAAAUUAGCGAUGAGCUGCUAGAAACGGUACAAACCAUGUGUAGAUAUGUGAUGAAUCAGUUAUCCUACUAUCACUUCAUUAAACCUCUUUAGAAUUUUGGAAGCUAUUGCUUUUGUUGAGAAAUCAGCACCAUGUGACCGCUGCUUCGUCCGGCUGUAUGCACUUCCGGGAUUUUUAAUGUUUGGAUUCAACUGCAGUGACACUAAAAUUCUAUGGUACUUGCUUAAACAACUCGAACAAAAAGCGCUGUUUUUCCUUCUACAACAUUACAGUUGGGCUGUAUGCUGAGCCUACAAAAGGAAACUAUUGAUGUUAACGCUUUUCGGUAUCUGCCCCGAACUGGUUUGUGAUCUCAUGUCUCUCCUAUUAGAGUUUCAGUCUGAUACAUCUGAUUUUGCUUUUUAUGGGAUAAUGCAAGUUUAAGUAUAUUUAAUCUAACCAGGAAGAAAUACAUCGUUUCGUUUUCUGUUUAAUAUAUACGGUGUUCCAUUUUGGA